GUCUAAGGUAACAGACUUUUCCUAAGGACUUCAUACACUCAGCUGGGCCUUUCCGGCACCCAGUGCAAGUAAUGAUACUUGGACGUCGCAAUCAUGAGCAUACGAUGGUUACUCGUAAACUAUUGCCAGCCUUGGCCCAACGGGUCUCGUCUUCUGAAGUUCGCGUAUGACGCCAACUAAAUGCGAAUUGCGUGAUUGUUCUCAGGGCUUGGCUCUGACUUGACUAUGGCGUUCUAACGAGAUUAUUAAAACCUGCUGCAAAGGGGAAAAUGUACGUCCCAGCUCGUUUCUCUAGCAUUCUGCCUUCCUGAACUCAACAUGUCUUCGUCUUCAGAAACACUCCCAUCCAUCCCGCACUACGUCGCUGCCCCUCCUACAAAGGAAGAUCUGGACUAUGCAGAUCUCCCGAUCAUCGACCUGUCGAAAGCUGAUACACCCGAAGGCCGUGCCGCACUCGCUGCUCAAGUCCAUGAUGCUAUGCGAGAUAUUGGUUUCUUCUCCGUGAUCAAUCACGGUCUCACGCAACCACAAAACGAUAGGAUCUUCGAUAUCGCAGACGUCCCGUUCGCACAGGUGAGCGAUGAAGAAAAACGUAAAUAUGAGGCCAAGAUGCUGGAGGAGGGCACGUUCCAAGGAUAUAAAUUACGUCGAUACUGGCAUAUCGCCAACGGUGUCCAAGAUGAAGUGGAACAUUACAAUAUUAAUCGCGAUGUCACCAAGCGCGAACACCCUCAAGCACUGCGCCCUUUCCUUCCAGAGAUCAGCGAAUUCACAAAGCAUUGUCAUUAUAACGUUCUCCAUCCGAUCUUGAGGCUGUUAGCCAUCGGUCUGGAGCUUCCUGAAGAUACCUUCGUCAAUAUCCAUGGGUACGAUGCUGUCGGGGAAACUUAUGUUAGGUUCAUGAAAUACUAUCCGCGCGAUGACGAGGAAGAAAACAAGACAAAUCAUGUGUGGUUGAAAGGUCACACAGACUUCGGAAGUAUCACUGUACUCUGGUCACAACCUGUCUCUGCGCUUCAGAUUCUCUCGCCGGACGGCAAGUGGCGAUGGGCCAAACACAUCGAUAACGCCAUUGUGAUUAACGCCGGUGACGCGAUGGAGUUCCUCUCGGGAGGAUACUAUCGCGCCACCAUUCACCGGGUCGUCCAGCCUCCUCUAGACCAAAGGGGAUACACUCGUCUAGGCGUCUUCUAUUUCGUUAUGCCGGACGACAAUGUCAAGCUCAUACCCAUUAAAGAUAGUCCAGUUCUGCAAAGGGAGGGUAUACAGAGGAGAUUCACAGAUGAGCAAGCUCCCACGGUGGAGCAGUGGAGGCGAGGAAGAACGAGGGCUUACGGCAAGACGGAGUUGAAGAAGACAGCUGCUGGUGUGGAGGAAGAAGUUAUUAAUGGCGUCGUGGUCAAGCACUAUAAUUAGAUGCAUUUGACAAUGGGGAACGUUGCUGACUGUCACCUGUAAAGUAGAGUAAGUAUCAUUUAGUGAGACGUUGUACGAGUGGAUAAUAUCCUUCAUAGUCAUAAUUCGCAUACAGUAUUCACCGUCGUACCCAGUCUUAACACGAUAGAAUAUAGAAACUCUGCAAAUAUAGUAUUAACACGUGACUUUUCUCGAAGU
Molecule: messenger RNA, 1614 nt
Organism: Somion occarium
Lineage: Eukaryota; Fungi; Basidiomycota; Agaricomycetes; Polyporales; Cerrenaceae
Source: the annotation of a GenBank genome assembly